Lethenteron reissneri (Far Eastern brook lamprey) is the source of this 5448-nucleotide messenger RNA. Its product is annotated as homeobox protein Hox-A4-like. Gene Ontology annotation, molecular function: RNA polymerase II cis-regulatory region sequence-specific DNA binding; DNA-binding transcription factor activity, RNA polymerase II-specific. Gene Ontology annotation, cellular component: nucleoplasm; nucleus. Gene Ontology annotation, biological process: positive regulation of transcription by RNA polymerase II; anterior/posterior pattern specification; embryonic skeletal system morphogenesis. Lineage: Eukaryota; Metazoa; Chordata; Hyperoartia; Petromyzontiformes; Petromyzontidae. The record is from RefSeq and is a predicted model, not a curated record.
CAACACAAUCCAACACGAAAGCCUUGUGCCCUCUCCAACACAAUCCAACACGAAAGCCUUGUGCCCUCUCCAACACAAUCCAACACGAGUCUCACCAAGGUCACCACCACGGUCCCUCCAUUACUGCCCUGGCUGCAGCUGCUGACACUGUUGACGGGUUUUUGUUGUUGUUCGUUUCAUGGUGCAUUGUGGGUUUAAUUUCGCGAUAUUGUUUGGUGAGGUUUUGUGUGUGGGGUUUUUUUUUAUUUUCGCCAAGUGCAUCCAAGCAGAGGCUUCGCAAAUAUUUGUGCAUACUUGAACCCAUAAUCCGCCAUCAAAGGCCACUUCGCCGACGGACACGUUGAAAAUCUAUUCUGUUUGACUCGACAACAACACAAACUAACACACAGCGCGAGGCCACGCAACGUGGAGUAGAAUGAUCACGUGGAUGUGCGAGGAUUGUAAAUCGGCUUUAAGUGGAAGAAAAAAAACAACGCAAAUUUAAACGUCUUCGUUGUGAUUUAAUUAUCGCCCGAUUAGGCUAUUAGUCAGGUCUAUUGAAAAAAAAUGCAAGUACAUCACUCGUGCGGCGAUUAACAAUUAACGCGCCUCAUUCAAACCGCACUGCACGAGCACUGAUGGCGAUGAUGCAACGCACCGGCGUGACAUGCACGAACUUCUUAUUAUUCCCCAUUCGUAAUUGUUCACUCGUGCAUCGCUACAAUCAUCAUCACCACCACCAACCAUCAUUACCACCAGCAUCAUCAUAGUCGUCACCAACACACUUCCAUCGACGAGUUGUUUAGCAUUCAAUGCGAGUCAUCGGUGCUGCUGCUGUUAUUAUUAUCAUCAUCAUUGUUGCUAUCGCCCCCGCCACCACCACCAUCAUCAUCAUCAUUGGGGGGGGGGGGAGACGUCAAAAAACGCGAAGUCCCGAGUGAAGGAAUCAAGUGGCCGGGAGCUGCUUGCUGCAUUCAUCUCGGCACGUUUCCUUAUCCGGGCUUUCGAGCGCGCGCUCCCAUUGGCUGAGCGCGUCACAUGCGCCGACGCUAAAAUAUACAACGAUCGCUUUUGGAGGUGGGCUUCCCGCGACAGCAAAACGACAACGGCAGAAAAUAUAGCAUCUCCGAAACACCCCAGCAAAGAAAUUAAUGGCCAUGAGUUCAUAUUUGAUCAACUCCAACUACGUCGACCCCAAGUUCCCGCCGUGCGAGGAGUACUCGCAGGGAGACUACAUCCCGGAGCCGAGCCCCGAGUACUACGGGCAGCCGAGAGACCCGGGCUACCGGCAGCCAACGGAGCCCGUGUACCCGCCGCAGCACGCGGACUACCCCGAGCAGCCCUACCACUGCGGCGAGCCCGAGCCGGAGGGUCUGGGCACAGCGCAACCUGCGCUGCAGCUGGGCGGCGGCGGUGGCGGGGUGGUCGCCGCCGCUGCGGCACCGCAGGCCGUGACCCCGGGCCCAAGAAGACAGCCGCAGCAGCAGGGACACUUGAUGCGCGGUGCCCUGCAUCACGAUCCGUGCGGGGAAUCGGCGCCUGCGUGCACCCAGCAGAUGGGCGCUGCUGCGUCUAACGGGCUGGCGUGCAGUAAGCAGCAGCAGCAGCAGCCUGUAGUCUACCCGUGGAUGAAGAAGGUGCACGUGAACACUCUCAACCCCAACUACACCGGCGCGGAAAGCAAGCGCUCGCGCACCGCCUACACCCGCCAGCAGGUGCUCGAGCUGGAGAAGGAGUUCCACUUCAACCGCUACCUCACCCGCCGGCGCCGCAUCGAGAUCGCCCACUCGCUGUGCCUGAGCGAGCGCCAGAUCAAGAUCUGGUUCCAGAACCGGCGCAUGAAGUGGAAGAAGGACCACAAGUUGCCCAACACCAAGAUCCGCUCGGCCACGGCCACCGCCGCCACGGCCAUCGCCACCGCCGGCGGAGGCUCCUCGUCCUCGGGUGGCGGAGGAGGCCCCGACACUCCGUGCGGUAGCGGAAUGGCGGUGACGGUGGCGCCGGGCUCCGUGGCGGCCCACGCCGCGUCGGGUCAGAGCGGUCCCGCCGGUGGCGCGGCCUCAACCGCCGCCGCUUGCAAAGGCGGUGGCCACCAGGCCCGCGCGGCCGAUGGCUUGAGCAGGCCCUUGUGAGGAGGACGAGGCGAGCGAGCCGUGGCCGUGAUGGCUGCUGCUGCUGCUGGUGGUUGGUUGGUUGGUGAUGUUGAUGUUGUUGUUGUGUAGAGCAGAGGGACUGUAGCUGUGCGGCGGGAUAGCGGCAAGCUGAAGUAGAGUAACGAGUUGGUGUGCUGUGGUAGCCGCCUCCUCCUCCAUCAUCAUCAUCAUGAGUAUUCAUCGCUGCUGCUGCUGCUUCAUAUGAAAGGGAGAUGCAACUCACGUACAUAUCUGGCUCGUGUUUUCUGAAACCAUGUACAAAAUACAUAGACACACUUACGCACACACACACAAUCGUACGUACAAAUACGCCGAGGUUUUGUGUACAGGGUAAAGCAACAUGAAUGUUGAGGCUUCGUUAAAGUAGAAUUAAGACCCCCCCCCCCCCCACCUGUUUAAUCAGGUCCUCUCCUUUCUUCUUUCUCCAGCAUAUCUCUUUACUCAUUCUCUGUCCGGUGACUCCUCGCCUGUCUCCCUCUUUCACCUGUGUGGUGCUCUGGGAUGCAUUGUUUUAAGAGCGCCUCUGUACAAAAUCUAAGUUGGUAUUAUUGAAGUAGCUGACGUUCCAUUGACAUACCGUGUCAACCCACACGGCUUAUAUACCCCGUAUUCGUGUACAGGGAAAUUGAGUUUUCAGGUCCGUACGGCGUACAGCCGUUUCAAUACGGGCAAAAAAACAUGUUUUGUCUAUUUUGUUUGUGUUUUCUCCCUUGUGAUGGGACUUUGUAGGAUAAAUGUUGAGAUUUCUCAGUGCACGGGGUGACCAAUAAGUUCUGAAUCGGCCUGUAAUAAGGUCGGCACUGAUUUGGGGUUGACCGGUAUGAAUUGACGUCAUCACAUCGCUGAAUCGGCGCUCUUUGAAAAAGAAAAGAUUCAAUGACUUAAUCUUUUCACGACUUUGUUUACAAACAAAUCACUCGCGAAGUUGCAUGCACUUCGACGCACACGCGCGUGACACACACACGUGUGACACACACACGUGACACACGCACACACGUGUAACACACAUACACACGUGUAACACACACACACGCAUCCUGGCCGCGAGCCCCAAGAAAACGAGCGUGUCACAUUGGUCGUACGUUUUGAAGUUACGCCUUCCUUUUUCGAAGAGUCGCAGCUUCACUCGGAUUGUGUUUUAGUAUCGGCGUCGUCGUCGUCAUCACCGCCUCCGCCACGGUGGGGUAUGAUCGCUGUCUUUGCCAUCCAUCGUGUGUGUUCUAUUCGUUUGGACCAAUCGGUGGGGGGGGACGUCAGGGCCAUCGAUCGUGAGCGAGCUUCAGGUGAUCUCGCUCGCUCGCUCUCUCUCUUACGGGGACCACAGCAACUGCUGCCGUUGCUGUAGUCAAUUGCAGGCGACUGCGGUGUCCGUGUCGCCGCGUAUUUAAAACGCCGCAUCACUUUAAUGCACAGAUUUUUGUUGUUGUAAUCUAUAAGGAAAACACAGGGUACGUUUUUAUUUUAUUGGCUGCAUUACAAUCCAUAGCGGAAACGUUUUGCCUCAUUUCAACGCAGAGCUUACGGAAGCUUUGUUUAUAUGUGUGUGGGUGUGUAUGUUGUGUGUGUGUGUGCGCGCACGUGUAUGACCGUAUGGGAAGCGGUGGGGUAGCGGUUAGCGAGCUUUGCAACGAACCUGGCGAACCGAGUUCGAUUCCCGCUCACGGUCAACGACAGACCGAGGGAAGGCCCAGGUUCUGGGCUUUCCCUAGGUCGACUUGUCCUCAAUGAGUACCUGGUGCGGUGUAAACAUCGUCACUGGGGAUACACCCCAUCGUGUGCUCGCUAUAACAGCACUUGCCUCGGCAGCACGUCAAAAGCUGUAGUGGGGGGAGGGGCAUGUUUGCGUGGAGUUGGUGGCGUAGUGGUUGGCGCAGUGGGUUACCACCAUAUCGUCGGCGACCUGUGUUAUUCAACGUCCCGGUCAUAGGAUAGCCAUCAAGUAAGUGGCACUUCGUUUUUUUAAACUAACUUAUGUGUUUUGGCCUCCCCGAGGGUCGACUCGGCCGUAACCGAGUUUGGAGUACUUGGCCGAGGUUCAUUGUUUAAACCGUCGGCAAGGCAAGACGCGCAAGGGCGGUCACGCGUGGCUGUCUGACCGCGCCGCGCAUCAUGCGCGCGCCUUAAUAGGUGCUCGCAAAGCGGCACUUUCCUCUGGAACAGUCUUAACGCUAAAGGGUGGUGGGCGGGGGGGGGGCAGGGCAAGGGAGGGGGGGUAUCUGUGUCUUUGUGUACGUGUUCACGUUUGCAUGUGCGUCUGUGUGUGUGUGCGCGCGGUAGUGUAGCGGUUAGCGUGCUGCGCUACGAACCUGGCGACCCAGGUUCGAUUCCCGCUCACGGCCACCAACACCAGUGACGAUUAUCUGAACCGGUACCGGGCCUCCCCUAGGUCGGCUCAGCCUCAAAUUAGUACCUGGUGCGAUGUGUAAACAUCGUCACUAGGGAGACAAAGGCGGCCGUGCGUGGUGUUCGCCACUCACCCCCUCGCGUGCUGUGCCGGCCUUCAUAGGUGCUCGCUAACAGCACUUGCCCCUACAGUCUGUUGAGGCUACACGGGGGAUCUUUGUCUUUGUGUGCGCGCGCGAGGCAUUUUAAAUACACACAACGACGCUUAAUUUUGACAUGGGUUUCUCUUUCCGGAAGUCGCGUUAUUUUUUCCAUGGCUUUAUCCGGCGAUGUGAUUUUAAAAUAAGCUCUUAUCAAGUGUCGUUUAUAUUCUCUAUACAUAGAGUUACACAAUUAUUAAUAAGUGUUAUUAUUAAUAAAAGGUCCGUUGUAUUUUACAGGCGGAACGUUGGGGUGGGGGUGGGGGGGAUGGUCGUUUCACACAACAUCCACUUGUUCUUAAAACGUUGACUCUUUCAUAAUAAGUGUAUUUCGUUUUCGCCGUGUACAUAAUUAUAUAUCUUGCGACAGCGUUAAUGUUGACGGUUUGUACAAAAAAACCCCCACAAAUAUGAGUUGUGUACACCAAACGGAGCUAUACAGGGUGUGUAAAUCUACUCGUGUGUAUUUAUAUAUAAAAAAAUAUAUAUUAAAAAAACGAACACAAAAAUGCAUAAAUUAAACGCAACAACAACAAAAAACCCACGACUAACUCGGUUUGCCGGACGGAGGUUGCGAAUAGCAGCCAGGAACACGUUCGCGUCGCGCUGAUGCUGAUGUAGGCGCUGUCGUCUCUCUCUCCCACGUGGAACGCUGGCCAAGGCGUCAUCGCGGUGAAGAGUUCACGUCAUUUAUGCUUAUUAUUAUUAUCAUGUGGUUAAUUAUCUGUUUCAUAGGAAGAUAUUAUUAUUAAUAAUAAAGUUCAUUGCAUAUA